Dipodomys spectabilis (banner-tailed kangaroo rat) is the source of this 1157-nucleotide messenger RNA. It is a transcript of the gene CUNH10orf62, whose product is annotated as chromosome unknown C10orf62 homolog. Lineage: Eukaryota; Metazoa; Chordata; Mammalia; Rodentia; Heteromyidae. The transcript has a single exon. The record is from RefSeq and is a predicted model, not a curated record. The coding region runs from base 1 to 849 and encodes 282 amino acids.
AUGCUAUGGGCCCAGAGGAAGAGGAAAAGGAAGACAGUGUCUGACCCUACCCAAGAUGGGUACUCAGACUACCACAACCCCAAUGAGAGCUGGAUCAAAUCUCACUUUAGCCGACUAUCUGAAGAGAAGCUGCGCCCUGAGCAUUAUGCCCCUACUAAUGCUGGCAACACCUCUCUCCAGCCCGAGAGUGGGUGUGGGGAGGCCAGCACCAACAUUCGCAUGGAGACCUUCACUUCUUCUAGGCAUGGAGAGGGCAACCCAACGCUGCACCGGGACUCCUUCCACAGCAAGCAGAAGAUAUGCGGGCCCCUGGUAACCAAAGAGACCCACAAGGAAUCAGGGGGGUCCACGUCCACCGAUGAGGCCACGUGGGCUGCCGUGGCUGCUUGUGCCAAGGAGAUCGACGCCAAGGGGCACCACCUAGCUAACUCCAUGCUGCAGCGUGCUCCCAACCAGCACUCGAGCCACAUAGAAACCAGAAGCAUCAACCCAGAGGAGCUGAAGGCCCUGGAGGAGGUGGAGAUAAAGCUGAAAGGGGACUUCCUUACUCAGCGGGAAUCCAGCUUAGCCGGUGCCAACCACACACAUACCUUCUAUAGCCAGGGUCGUCAUGGCCACCAGAGCGCCCUGGGCCAUACAGGCCACCAGAGCCUCCUGGGUCAUCCUGUUUACUCGGGCCAUCAGAGUCAUCCAGGCUACCUGAUUCACCAGGCCCUCCCAGGCCACUCAAGCCACCAGGGCCAUUCGGGCCACUCAAGCCACCAGGGUCAUUCAGGCUACGUGAGCCAUCCGGGCCAUCCGAGUCAUCAUAGCCACCAGAGCCAUAGCCUGCCUGGCCGCAGCCACUAGGUCUAUGACUCUUGAAGCUACGUAACUACACGCAUCCCUUCCCCCAGCAGGUCUGGCCCACAGGACUGUUUCUCUCCUAUGGGGAAACCUCUGGGACUCAGGGCAAGAGGCUGCACCCAAAUCUCUUCUUCCUCAGGCCCCCCAUGACAGGGGUCAUGAGUGGGGGUCUACCAUCAUGUAGCCCCUGCUGGAGGGACAGCUGAGAGGAAGUGAGUCAGCCAUGACAGACCCUGGCCCAUGAACACCCACCAAGAGAAGACAGACGAGGCAGAUCCUAGGAGCAAACAAGAGCCCCACAUUGAUGCCAA